This is a messenger RNA of Homarus americanus (American lobster), 3485 nucleotides long. RefSeq names its product zinc finger and SCAN domain-containing protein 2-like. Lineage: Eukaryota; Metazoa; Arthropoda; Malacostraca; Decapoda; Nephropidae. Gene Ontology annotation, molecular function: DNA-binding transcription factor activity, RNA polymerase II-specific; RNA polymerase II transcription regulatory region sequence-specific DNA binding. The record is from RefSeq and is a predicted model, not a curated record. The coding region runs from base 155 to 3226 and encodes 1023 amino acids. The transcript is spliced from 9 exons. Gene Ontology annotation, cellular component: nucleus. Gene Ontology annotation, biological process: regulation of transcription by RNA polymerase II.
CGUCUGUUUGUAAAACACGAUUUAAUGGCACUAUACUAGAACGUGGAAUUAAAAAACUAUGGUAAUUAUACAUAACAUCUUUAUCUUCCCGUUGUUUGUCCAGUCGUCUCAAGAAAGUCAUUACGCAUUGGAAGCCUGACCACCUGUUAAAGAGAUGGAGGGGUUGACCUUGGAUGUGUCACCCCUGGGAGAUGAAGGGGCACAGAUGAUUACCUUGGUUGAGACCACCAGCCUGGAUGAUGAGGCCACACAACCUAAUGUUCAUAUCCUUACUGCUCACCAGUUGGAGAGAAGUGCAGCAGAGCAGUUACAUGAAGAACGACGGCGACACACUCACCUGCACCAUCAUCAUCAUCACCACCAUCACCACCACCAUGUACAAUCAUUGGACCAGUCUGUGUCAAAACUUCAGAGAAAUUCAUCCCAGUCCGGUCCACACUGCCUGGUCUGCAAUGCCAAACUGGGGGUGUCUGCAAGGGGUGCUAUGGAAGUCUUCUCUGAUAAGGCAAAGACUUCACAUCGUCAGCUGCAAGUUCAUGCUGUUCUGAGUACCAUUGUCAACCAAGAUUUGAGUGUUCUUGUUGCACACUCAAGCAUUGUGUGUAAAAAGUGCUUCAAGCUUAUUGAUGACAUAGAUUCUUUAGAGGGCCAGCUUAUGAACAUGAAACAAAUGGUGACCAAUAAAUACAUGAGAACUUUAGCCUUGGUGAAACAGGAUUCCAUGGGAGAGAAUGUUGACAAUGUGCUAGAGGAGGAUUCCCUCAACCUUGAAGCUUCCACUCUUGCCAAAGAUGAUAAGGACUUUAAGGUGUACAUGGGGUCAGGAGGUGGGGGACGCGCUCGUAGAGGUCGUCGGGGCAGAGGUCGAGGUCGACCUCCGAGUGUUAAACUUGAGGUGAAGCAAGAGGAACCGGUGGAAGUCAUUACUGGUUUGGCAGCCAGUGAUACUGUCGAGACAUUGAAGCAUCAGGUCCAUGAACAUUGCAUGCAGGGGCUCCUCAGCUCAUCGGACAGCAACGAUGGUCUUGGAGGAAGAUUGGAUGAAAGCUUAGAAGAUGAUGGAGGGACUGACAUGUUGAUGGUUGAAGAGGAAAUUCUAGAGGACUCUUCAGUAGUGGAUGCUGUUGAGGAUGUUAUGGAGGUGGAUGGAUUAGACUUGGAGGAUAGUGAAGGAUGUGUCCAGAUUAGUGGGCUGACUUUACCAACUCUAAACAGUCAUGAGUUAGGUGUGGAACAUGACUCUCAAGACCUAAACCCAGACCACCACCUGCUGGAAGAUGGAAUUGAGAAAUAUAAAUGUCGUUUCUGUUCCCUUAAGUUGAGCGUGUUUGCCGACAUGCAGACACACAUGAGAGAGUCACAUCCUGAACGCUUAUAUGAAUGUGAAGUUUGUCAAGAGAGACUUACAACUAAAGCUGAACUAGUGUGUCAUCUGGAACAUCAUAUUGCCACGGGAGAGAAACAGUUUGCUUGUACAAUGUGUCCACGUAGAUAUGCUCUUCCUCGACAGUUAAAAGAACACUUCAGACAUCACAUGAACAAAACUUUUGCCUGUUCCCAGUGUCCAAAGAGAUUCCGGUCAGAAGCAGCACUUCAAGAACACUUUAAUGUUCACACUGGAAAUCGUCCAUAUGGAUGUGGCCAGUGUUGCAAAAAGUUUACAUCAAAACACAUUCUCAAGACCCAUAUGAAAACACAUGGGGUACGUCACAGACCACACCAGUGUACAACUUGUGGCAAAAAUUUCCUUACAUCACAUCACUUAACUGAUCAUCUAAAUGUGCAUGAAGGGAAGAAAAAUUUCAUUUGUGAAACAUGUGGCAAGGCUUUUGCUACUCAAAGAAGCCUAGAUUUACAUGCCAUUACUCAUUCAGGAGUCAAAAACUUUUCUUGUUCAAUAUGCAAUAAACACUUUGCAAGAAAGGGUGAGGUUGAAGACCAUGAGAGAACUCACACUGGUGAAAAGCCUUUCCAGUGUGAAAUCUGUGGGUCUACAUUCAGCCAGAGGAGCAACCUACAGUCUCAUAAGAGGACCACACAUUUCCAAGAAAAGAGAUAUCAGUGCACACAAUGUAACAAAGCAUUUAAGAGGAAAAGACUACUGGUUUAUCAUGUUAUGAGUAUACACACUGGUGAGCGGCCUUAUAAGUGUGGGCAAUGUAGUGCAGGCUUUGUCUACCCAGAGCAUUAUAAAAAACACUUACGAAUUCAUACUGGUGAGAAACCAUUUAAAUGUGAUAUAUGUGGUAAGACUUUCAAUUCCAGGGACAACCGCAAUGCUCAUAAAUUUAUUCAUUCUGAUAAAAAACCAUAUGAAUGUAUGCUGUGUGGUGCUGGCUUUAUGCGUAAGCCUAUGUUGGCUUCCCAUCUCCAGCAACAUGGCCACACAGAUAAUGUUGAAGCUUUUAUGAAAGUGAAUCCUCCAACUGUUGUGGCUGCUGACACCUUAGGGGAGGGGGCACCAAGUCCAACAGGAACCAUUCGAACCAUGAAGCUUGAUGAUGAGCAGAGCCUAGAUCCUAGUUUAGAUGGGCCAGUGCAGUUGGUGCGUGGUGGCGUGAGGGACGGAGAAACAGUUGAGGUGGUGUCAAGACCUGUCCACAUCAUUGAAGCAGAUGAUUUACCACGUUACAUUAUUCACACCACAGGUGGGGGGGAACGAAAUGAAGAAGGUGUAGGGCACUUCUUUGCUUCCCUUCAAGGUCAGGUAGUUGAGGUUCGAGCUGAAGACAUUGAACGAUACACUGACCUCGCAACAGACCAAAUAACGCAGGUUGCUCAGGUGGCAGCUCAAGUUGUGACUGGUCAACCUGCGAAUAAUAGCAUCCAGCAAGUGGCCGUUUCUAGUGACCUUCGCCCAUUUAAUAUUCAGCUUGAACCUGGCACGCGAGAAAUUACACUGCAGACCCAAACAACCAAUGCUCGUGAAGUCUCAGCUUCUGUUGGUGUUGCCACUGCUACUGCUAUUACAACACGUGAUGUCACCUUGCCGACAGUUAGUCAAGUGCAAGGAAAUGCAGGAACAACAGUCCUGGUGGGUGGACGUCAAAUGCAGUACGAAUCUGGGGGACUUGGACAAGGCACUUUGCGGAAAGUCUUGACUGACAGGGAUGAGUUGCGUACUAUUUCUGUGCACAACAUGGCAACUGCAUCAGAUUCACGCUCAGUUCGACAAUGGCAACAACAGAGUAUAAAUACAUCAACAAACAAUUUCAUUGGGGAUUAAUUUUAAAAAUAUACAGUACAAUAAUUUAUAUCCUGUAUAAAACAUGCCAGUGAAAAUUUUAUGUUGGCUAAUUUAUGAUGAUGGGCUUUAAGAUGCUUUAUGUAUUAAAAUAUGUUAGAGAUGUAUAUAUUUAGCUCUAUUUUUGGAAGUUGGAUUGUUAAUGCUUCUUUGUUGCAACUGUGUUUUAGAAGAAGGAAGUUACUGUAUAAAGUACUUUCUUGUAUAUUUCCAUAUAACCAUAAACAUAUUCUGGAUAUCA